Cynara cardunculus var. scolymus (artichoke) is the source of this 1769-nucleotide messenger RNA. Its product is annotated as adenine/guanine permease AZG1. Gene Ontology annotation, biological process: transmembrane transport. Gene Ontology annotation, molecular function: purine nucleobase transmembrane transporter activity. The coding region runs from base 45 to 1769 and encodes 574 amino acids. Gene Ontology annotation, cellular component: plasma membrane. The transcript has a single exon. NCBI's taxonomy places the organism in Eukaryota, Viridiplantae, Streptophyta, Magnoliopsida, Asterales, Asteraceae. The record is from RefSeq and is a predicted model, not a curated record.
CUCCUCAUAACGUACUUCCUCUCCCUGGUUCCUACCAUACAAAAAUGGAGACCUCCGUCCCGCCGUCGUCUUUGACACGUCUCAACACCUUUAUCGGAAAAUCACGCAUCGGAGAACGCUUCAAACUCAAUGAAAGAAACACCACCUUCACCACCGAGCUCCGUGCUGGCACCGCCACCUUCCUCACCAUGGCCUACAUCCUUGCUGUUAACGCCAGCAUCCUCUCUGACUCCGGUGCGACUUGCUCCGUCUCCGACUGCAUCCCUCUCUGCUCCGACCCCUCCGCCACCAACUGCACCGUCAUUCAACCUGAUAUCUCCUGCAAGUUUCCGCCGGUCAACCCCGGUUACACCGCCUGUCUAGAAAGAGUCAGGAAGGACCUCAUCGUUGCCACCGUCGCAUCGUCUCUCAUUGGCUGCGUAAUCAUGGGGACUUUCGCUAAUUUACCGUUGGCCUUAGCUCCGGGAAUGGGAACUAACGCUUAUUUCGCUUACACCGUCGUCGGAUUUCAUGGCUCCGGCAACAUUUCAUACGAAAACGCACUCGCCGCUGUUUUCAUCGAAGGGAUGAUAUUUCUUCUGGUCUCCGCCGUCGGCGUACGUGCUAAGCUCGCGAAACUAGUUCCGAAGCCGGUAAGGAUCUCUUCGUCCGCCGGAAUCGGAUUAUUUUUAGCGUUUAUCGGUUUGCAGAAUAACGAAGGCAUUGGCUUAAUCGGCUACAGUUCUUCCACCCUCGUUACGUUAGGCGCCUGUCCAAGAUCCUCACGCGCGUCACUCGCGCCGGUCAUCACUUUCCCAAACGGCACCGUUUCACUCCUUCCCGCCGGCUCAGUCUCCGGCGAAAUCAUGUGUGUGAAUAACCGAAUGGAGAGCCCAACGUUAUGGCUUGGCGUGGUCGGCUUCGUAAUUAUAGCUUAUUGUUUGGUUAAAAAUAUAAAAGGAGCGAUGAUUUACGGCAUUGUAUUCGUGACGGCGGUUUCAUGGUUCCGUAACACGCAAGUAACGGUGUUUCCACAAACUCCGGCGGGUGAUUCCGCCUACGAAUACUUCAAACAGAUCGUCGACGUUCAUAAAAUCCAAUCAACCGCCGGCGCAUUGAGUUUCUCAAGCAUUAAAAAAGCUUAUUUCUGGGAAGCAUUAGUGACUUUUCUCUACGUUGACAUCCUCGACACCACCGGAACCCUAUAUUCCAUGGCACGUUUCGCUGGAUUCAGCGACGAAAACGGCGACUUUGAAGGCCAGUAUUUUGCUUUUAUGUCAGACGCAUCGGCAAUCGUUGUGGGAUCAUUACUCGGAACGUCGCCGGUAACGGCGUUCAUUGAGUCGUCCACCGGAAUAAGAGAAGGUGGGAGGACCGGACUGACAGCUUUGACGGUGGCGGGAUAUUUCAUGCUGGCAUUCUUCUUUACGCCAUUGCUGGCAUCGAUUCCGGCAUGGGCGGUGGGGCCGCCGUUGAUACUGGUGGGGGUGAUGAUGAUGAGAUCGGUGGUGGAGAUUGAUUGGGAUGAUAUGAGGCAGGCGAUACCGGCGUUUAUGACGCUGAUAUUGAUGCCAUUGACGUACUCCAUCGCGUAUGGACUGAUCGCCGGUAUUGGAACGUACAUGGUACUGAACAUUUGGGAUUGGGGUGAGGGGUUUUUGGGUAAAUAUGGGAUUCUUAAGGGGGUUAAAAGUGAGGAAUCUGUUAUCAAUGGUAGUGUAGGGGGUAAUGGUGUAAUUAAGGAAAGUGGUGUAGAUGGAAAUGGAAGUAGGAAGGCAAUUGAGGUUUAG